This is a messenger RNA of Caenorhabditis sp. 36 PRJEB53466, 462 nucleotides long. Lineage: Eukaryota; Metazoa; Nematoda; Chromadorea; Rhabditida; Rhabditidae. The record is from the annotation of a GenBank genome assembly.
AUGAAGCUUCUCAUCCUUCUCUGUUUCGUUUCCUUGUCUUCGGCGCUCAUCGGCAACACGCAGUCCGCUGGAGUCCGUGGAAAACUCAUCUGUAACGGAAAGCCGGCAGUCGGAGUGCUUGUCAAGUUGUACGACGAUGACAGAGGUAUUCUGAGUGUCUGAAAUCAUCCGGAACGUCAGAUUCCAGGUGUGGACGCUGAUGAUCUGAUGGCCUCCGGAAAGACGAACGCUAAUGGAGACUUCGAGAUCGCUGGACACGAGGAUGAGGUCACUCCGAUCGACCCCAAAUUGAACAUCUACCACGACUGCAACGACGGAAUCAAGCCCUGCCAGCGCAAGUUCACCAUCAAGAUUCCGGAUAGCUACAUUAGCUCCGGAAAGGUGGCCAGGAAAAUCUAUGACGCCGGAGUCAUUCAACUGGCCGGAUCGUUCCCGGGAGAAACCCGCGAUUGCCUCCAUUAA